Molecule: messenger RNA, 1602 nt
Organism: Parnassius apollo (apollo)
Lineage: Eukaryota; Metazoa; Arthropoda; Insecta; Lepidoptera; Papilionidae
Source: the annotation of a GenBank genome assembly
AUGUUCAACAAAUUACUUUUUUAUAACCUUACACAGUUUUUUAAGAUAAAUCGAACUCUAUCUACAAGGCAACUGUUGGUUCUAAGCAAAAGAAAAUAUUCUGAAGUCCUAAUACUAGGAUUAGAGACAUCUUGCGACGACACCGGUUGCGCAAUCGUAAAUAAUAAAGGCGAAUUAUUAGCUGAGUCCCUACAUUCACAGAAUUUAAUGCAUUUGCGAAAUGGAGGCAUAAUUCCAGAUAUUGCACGAGAUUUACAUUCUAUGUUUGUUGAACCAGUCGUAACCGAAACACUCAGAAAUGCAAAAGUAUCAAUGGAUUCUAUUGUAGCUUUAGCAGUGACUGUAAAACCGGGGCUUCCUCUUAGUCUUGUAGUGGGAAUGAAGUAUGCGAAAUAUUUAGCCCGGAAAUAUAAUAAGCCAAUAAUUCCUAUCCACCACAUGGAAGCUCAUGCGUUAGCUGUUAGAAUGCAACAUAACAUAACAUUUCCAUAUUUAACAUUGCUGAUAUCCGGUGGACACUGUUUGUUGGCUGUUGUUCAAGAUGUUACACAUUUUAAAUUACUUGGUGAAAGUAUAGAUAUGGGACCUGGUGAAAUGUUUGAUAAAGUAGCGAGAAGAAUGAAAUUAAGAAAUAUUCCUGAAUAUUCAAAAAUGUGUGGAGGACAAGCAGUUGAAAUAGCAGCAUCCAAAGCUACUAAUCCCCAAAUUUUUAAACUUCCGUUGCCUCUAAGUGAUUAUAAAGAUUGUAAUUUUAGUUUUAAUGGCCUGAAAACAUCGGUGCUAUUGAAUCUGCACAGAAAAGAAAGUGAACACAAUAUAACUGCAGACAAAUUAAUACCAGAGGUAAAUGAUUUAUGUGCAGCUAUGUUAAUGGCUACAUCUAGACAUUUAGUUCAUCGGACUCAGAGAGCUAUGGAGUUUUGCCACCAAAAUAAUUUAAUACCUGAUAAUAAUAAACAACUCGUAGUGUCAGGUGGAGUUGCAUGUAAUAAUUAUAUUUUUAACACCCUUACAUUGUUGUGCGAUGAAUUUAAUUAUAACAUCUAUAGGCCAUCACCAAAAUUAUGUACAGAUAAUGGUGUAAUGAUUGCAUGGAAUGGUUUAGAAAAAUGGAGGAAAAGUUUAGAUAUUGUAAGUGAUUUAAAUACGAUAGACAUUGAAGGUACUAGUCAAUUAGGUGAAAGUCUUAUAUCAAGAGUUGCAGAAGCAAGAAUACCUGUAAAAUUAAUGAAAAUAAAAAUCCGGUGCUGCGGCGGAUCACAAAUUAACUUCGUGGAUAUAUUACGAAUCUUGGCGAAACAAAUUACACCGAAAACUUUAACCGGAAAUGUGCCUGAACCUCCCAGCCAAGAAACUGAAGAUAAUGCGGAGUCCUCAUAUUUUUUUAAGUAUUCACCUGAAUCACAGCCACAAACAGUACCGCAGCCUGGACUCUCACCUUUGUCGCAGCCCACGCCCGCGCCUUUGAAGCCUGGACCUUCAUCUUUGUCGCAGCUAGGAGCUUUGAAUUCGAGCCAAGCAGUAUUCUCCACGUCACAACAACAUACUAGACCACAUACCAAACCUUUUACAUCCAAUCAACCUGGAAGACUUAUGAAAUAG